AUGACAUUUUCCCACAGCAAAGGACAACUGUUUAUCUAUUAUAAUCACACAAAAAAAACAAUUCACACUCAUGAAAAUAUUGUUUUUCAAACAAAAGAGUGCCUCACGGACUUUGUAUUCAUCAUUACGAUAUAUCACCAUUCUCUGCCUAUGUUCAAAAGAAACCAUUUCCAGGAAGAACUAGCUAUUGUUGAAAUUGGGCGUUAUUGGCUUUGUGCAAAUAAAUCCCAUCUGUGUGAUUGCUAUCUAUUUGAAGCCUACUGUUCCUAUUCUUACACGGCCACAUUGCGGCGAAGGUCACGCCCUGAUCCUGAAACUAUUCAACAGUUAAAAGAAUUCAAUCCCAAUGAAAAGGCGCAAUGCGUCGCUGCGGCCACGUUGAAUUGA
Molecule: messenger RNA, 387 nt
Organism: Adineta ricciae
Lineage: Eukaryota; Metazoa; Rotifera; Eurotatoria; Adinetida; Adinetidae
Source: the annotation of a GenBank genome assembly